UGUAAGUGCUCUUUAUACAGUUAACAACUCUGCUUCCUGAAAUACUAAUGGAUAUACUCAGUUGUAAAUAUAAUUGCUACACAAGUUUACAAUAAAACUGGAAUUUAACCAGUUAUGGAGCUGGCUCACAGUUUGUUGCUGAAUGAGGAAGCAUUAGCUCAAAUCACAGAAGCAAAGAGACCUGUCUUUAUCUUUGAAUGGUUAAGAUUUUUGGAUAAAGUGCUGGUAGCUGCUAACAAGACGGAUGUCAAGGAAAAACAGAAGAAACUUGUAGAACAACUAACAGGACUCAUCAGCAGUUCCCCUGGGCCACCUACACGAAAACUACUAGCAAAAAAUCUUGCUGCUCUUUACAGCAUUGGAGACACAUUCACUGUUUUUCAGACACUUGACAAGUGUAAUGACAUCAUCAAGAGCAAAGACGAUACUGCAGCCUACCUGCCCACAAAACUGGCUGCUGUGGCAUGCGUUGGAGCAUUCUAUGAAAAAAUGGGCAGAAUGCUGGGUAGUUCUUUCCCAGAAACAGUGAAUAAUCUUUUGAAAUCUCUGAAAAGUGCAGAGUCUCAGGGCCGCAGUGAAAUUCUGAUGAGCUUACAGAAAGUCCUGAAUGGACUUGGAGGAGCAGCAGCUUCUUGUCACCGUGAUAUUUAUAAGAAUGCCAGAUCUCUGUUGACGGACAGAUCUAUGGCUGUACGAUGUGCAGUGGCUAAGUGUCUGCUGGAAUUACAGAAUGAAGCAGUGUUUAUGUGGACAGCUGAACUAGAGAAUGUUGCAACGCUGUGCUUCAAAGCUCUGGAAAACUCAAACUAUGGUGUGCGAGUUGCAGUGUCAAAGCUUUUGGGGAUGGUCAUGGCUACAGCACUGAUACCAAAACAAGCAACAGUGAUGCGGCAGAAUGUGAAGAGAGCCACGCUUGAGGAGGUUUUGGAGCUUAUGGCCACAGGAUUUCUGCGGGGAGGAUCUGGUUUCCUAAAGAGUGGCGGAGAGAUGUUAAAAGUAGGAGGAUCAGUCAAUAGGGAAGUGCGAGUUGGUGUCACCCAGGCCUAUGUUGUCUUUGUCACAACGUUGGGAGGUCAGUGGUUGGAGCGCAACUUUGCUACAUUUUUGUCCCAUGUACUUGAUCUGGUCUCCCAUCCUCGUGCAACUCAGACCCAUGUGGAGGCCGUUUACUCUCGAAGAUGCGUGUCCUUUAUCCUGAGAGCAACUGUGGGCAGCUUACUUGGGGAGAAAGCACAGAUUGCAGCUGCCAAAGAUAUAUGUCAAGCCAUUGGUAAACAAAUGAAGGCAGUGGAAGCAGUAGUGAAUGACACUAACAGUGAAAAUAAAUCAGGAGCAGCUGAUGUAGCUGCAAGCCAGCAUGUAAUGGUGUGUGCCCUCCAGGAACUGGGUAGUCUGGUUCAGAGUCUGAAUGCCACUGCAUCUCCUCUUAUUCAAGAACCCUCUAUUGGUCUGUUGGAGACAGUAACUUCCGUUCUUCUUCAUCCCAGCAUGGCUGCUCGGCUUGCUGCCGCAUGGUGUUUGCGGUGUGUAGCUGUGGCAUUGCCUUUUCAGUUGACUCCAUUUUUAGAUAGAUGUGCAGAAAGGCUCAACAAUCUGAAGACCUCCCCUGAAGCUGUUAGUGGCUACAGUUUUGCAAUGGCUGCUUUGUUGGGUGGUGUGCAUCAGUGUCCCUUAGGUAUUCCUCAUGCCAAAGGAAAGAUGGUGGUCAGUAUUGCUGAGGAUCUGUUACGAACUGCUGCACAAAACAGCAGGCUGUCCUUGCAGCGGACUCAAGCUGGAUGGCUUUUACUUGGAGCACUUAUGACUUUAGGUCCUUCUGUUGUUCGGUAUCAUCUGCCUAAGAUGUUGCUGCUCUGGAGAAAUGUAUUUCCACGUUCUCUCAAGGAGUUGGAGGCAGAGAAGGCGAGAGGAGAUUCUUUUACCUGGCAAGUAACCCUGGAAGGCCGAGCUGGAGCUCUCUGCGCUAUGAGAAGUUUUGUUGCUCACUGUCCUGAGCUCCUUACUGAGGAUGUGAUCAGAAAAUUGAUGACGCCCAUAGAAUGUGCCAUGACAAUGAUGUCACAUAUUCCAUCAGUAAUUAAAGCCCAUGGAGCUCAUCUCAAAGCUAGUGCAGCUAUGGUCCGUUUAAGACUUUAUGAUAUAUUGGCUUUAUUACCUCCAAAGACAUAUGAAGGAUCAUUUAAUGCGCUUCUUCGAGAGUUGGUAGCAGAAUUUACUUUGACAGACAACUCUGCUAAUACAACCACAUCGCUCCUAAGGUCUCUUUGUCAUUAUGAUGAUAGCGUUCUUCUUGGCUCUUGGCUGCAGGAAACGGAUCAUAAGUCAAUUGAAGAUCAGCUUCAGCCAAAUAGUGCAUCUGGAAGUGGUGCUUUGGAACAUGAUCCAUCUUCUAUUUAUUUGCGUAUUCCUGCUGGUGAAGCUGUACCUGGUCCCCUUCCAUUAGGAGUAUCUGUCAUCGAUGCAUCUGUGGCUCUCUUUGGUGUGGUUUUUCCUCAUGUCUCUUACAAACAUAGAUUACAGAUGUUGGAUCACUUUGCUGAAUGUGUCAAGCAGGCUAAAGGUGUUCGCCAGCAAGCUGUGCAGCUUAAUAUCUUUACUGCUGUUCUUAGUGCCUUGAAGGGUUUAGCUGAGAAUAAAAGCACUUUAGGACCAGAAGAAGUCCGCAAAUCUGCUCUGACAUUGGUAAUGGGUGCCCUUGAUAAUCCUAACCCUAUUUUGAGAUGUGCAGCAGGUGAAGCUCUUGGCAGAAUGGCUCAAGUGGUUGGAGAAGCAUCUUUCAUAGCUAGAAUGGCUCAGUACAGUUUUGAUAAGUUAAAAUCUGCUCGAGAUGUUGUAUCAAGAACAGGCCAUUCUUUGGCUCUGGGCUGUCUCCAUCGAUAUGUUGGCGGAAUAGGUUCUGGACAGCAUUUGAAAACCAGCGUUAGUAUUCUUUUGGCUUUGGCACAAGAUGGAACCUCUCCUGAAGUCCAGACCUGGUCUCUCCAUUCGCUUGCUUUGAUAGUAGAUUCUAGUGGACCAAUGUACCGUGGGUAUGUGGAGCCAACUCUGUCCCUAGUUCUUACUCUGCUCUUAACUGUUCCACCAUCACAUACGGAAGUGCAUCAAUGCCUAGGCCGAUGUCUUGGAGCUAUAAUAACUACCGUUGGGCCUGAGCUGCAAGGUAAUGGAGCUACAAUUUCAACAAUCCGUUCUUCCUGUUUGGUGGGAUGUGCAAUCACACAAGACCAUUCAGACUCGCUUGUUCAGGCAGCUGCCAUAUCCUGCCUUCAGCAGCUUCAUAUGUUUGCGCCACGGCACGUCAACCUGUCCAGUCUGGUUCCCAGUCUUUGCGUUCAUUUGUGCAGCUCCCACUUGCUGCUUCGCCGGGCUGCAGUUGCAUGUUUACGGCAGCUUGCUCAGAGGGAAGCAGCAGAGGUUUGUGAAUAUGCCAUGAGCUUAGUGAAAAAUGCUGGAGAAAAAGAAAACAGUAGCAUCAAUAUCAAUCCUUUUGCACCAGGAGCUGGUUCUCGGCGAGACACUCAUUCCCGGCAUCAGGGGAUUAAUAUAACAGAGACAGGCCUUGAAGGUGUCCUUUUUGGAAUGUUGGAUCGGGAGACUGAUCGGAAGCUGUGCUCAGACAUCCAUGAUACUCUGGGACAUAUGCUUUCAUCGCUGGCAGUAGAAAACCUUUCUCACUGGCUAAUGCUUUGUAAGGAUGUCCUUGCAGCUUCCAGUGACAUGAGCACUGCAGCUCCUUUGGGCGGAGGGAAGGAUGAAGAAUCAGAGAAGAAGGAUGAGAUGGAUGAUGAUACAAUGUUUACCACCUUGGGUGAAGAGGAUAAAUCCAAGCCUUCUGUAGCACCUCGUUGGGCGACUCGUGUGUUUGCAGCAGAUUGUCUGUGCCGAGUUAUCAUGCUGUGUGAGAAUGCCAACAAGGCUCACUUUGAUCUGGCACUGGCUCGCUCAGCCAGACUUAAAAACCCCAAAAAUGACUUCCUGGUACUCCAUCUCUCUGACCUUAUUCGAAUGGCAUUCAUGGCUGCGACUGAUCACAGCAACCAGUUACGAAUGGCGGGUCUUCAAGCUCUUGAAGAUAUUAUCAAGAAAUUUGCAUCAGUUCCUGAGCCAGAGUUUCCAGGCCAUGUGAUACUGGAGCAGUAUCAGGCUAAUGUUGGAGCUGCUCUGAGGCCGGCUUUUUCCCAAGAUACACCAUCUGAUAUAACUGCAAAGGCCUGCCAGGUAUGUAGCGCUUGGAUAGGAAGUGGGGUUGUAAGUGACCUGAAUGAUCUCCGCCGAGUUCACAACCUUCUUGUCUCUUCCCUGGAUAAAGUGCAAGCAGGAAAGGGAUCUUCUAGCCAGCUUUACCGAGAGAGUGCAACUACUAUGGAAAAACUUGCUGUUCUGAAAGCAUGGGCUGAGGUGUACGUUGUUGCCAUGAAAAUUAAGAAAGAAGCAGAGACCAAGCCAAAACGUGUUUUAAAGAGCACAGAGGAAGAUGAAGAUGACUUUGGUACUGUAGAUGAGUUGCCACCAGACAGUUUGAUAACACUUGUACAACCUGAGCUGCCUGCACUUAGCCGUCUCUGGUUAGCUGCACUUAAAGAUUAUGCUCUUUUAACUUUACCAGCUGAAUUUGCUACCCAGCUUCCACCAGAUGGGGGAGCAUUUUACACUCCAGAAACAAUUGAUACAGCUAGACUGCAUUACCGGAACUCCUGGGCUCCCAUAUUACAUGCGGUGGCGCUGUGGCUAAACAGUACAGGAUUUAAUGCUUCAGAGUCAACUGAAGAGACUGCUGCAGCAAUGCCGAAUUCACAGAAACGUGCUACAUCCAUUAUGUUAAACCAGACACCUGGAACUCCACCUACCACAAAAUCUUUGCCAGAGAUAAACAAAGAUCGAAUGCACUUAAUUUUGGGUGUUAGUAUACAGUUUCUGUGUUCCCCAAGACCUGAAGAGCCUGUUGAGCAUGUUACAUCUUGUUUACAAGCACUUCAUACGUUAUUGGAUUCCCCUUGUGCCAGGAUCCAUAUUGCAGAGGAUCAGCUCCUUGGUGUUGAACUCUUGAGUGUACUUCACCGACUCCUCCUGACCUGGGAUCCUCCUUCAGUCCAGCUACUGGUUACAGGAGUUGUCCAGCAGAUAGUAAGAGCAGCUCAAGAUUAUUUGCAGGAAAAAAGGAACACCCUAAAUGAAGAUGAUAUUGAGGAAAAAGAAAAUCCUCUUGCUUUAGGAGAGGGAGGUGAGAGUGGUGGUCUUGUACCUGGAAAAUCUCUAGUCUUUGCAGCCAUGGAGUUGCUGAUGUUUAUCCUAGUACGGCACAUGCCCCAUCUGAGUUCAAAAGUGUCAGAUUCUCCAAGCCACAUUGCUGCUAAGUCCCACCUCUCUGAGGAAAGUGCUCGUCUUGUCGCCGCCACUGUUACUAUAUUGUCUGACCUGCCUUCUCUGUGUUCUCCAGCAGGAUGUAUGACCAUCUUACCCACUAUCCUAUUUCUGAUUACAAGAGUGUUGAAAGAAACAGCAGUAAAAUCGGCAGAUAAUCAGGUCCCACCUCCAGUCAGUGCAGCCCUUCAAGGGAUAAAAACUAUUGUUACUCUUCCAACAGUCAAGACUGAUGAAACUCAGAAACAAUGGACAGGUCUUAUCCGCAGCACUCUGGCAUCUAUCUUGGAAUACUCUCAACCUGAAGCCUCUAAGCCUGUUCUUGAUGAAGUCAGCAUACUUACAGCUAUCACUCUCUUCCUUUGGUCAGCAAGCACUGAAAUAAUUGGAGUGCAGUGUUUACAAAAUGGAUGUAUGAACAGAUUUAAAAGUGCAUUAAAUUCCUGUGACCCUUGGGUUCAAGCCAAGUGUUAUCAGCUUCUGCUUUCUGUGUUUCAACACACCAAUCGUGCCCUGUCAACUCCAUAUAUUCAUUCAUUGGCCCCUAUCAUGGUUGAGAAAUUGAAAGCUGUGGAAAGAAGCCGCCCGAACAACAACCUGGAGCUGCUAGCAGUCCAGGAAGGAAUUAAAGUCCUUGAAACACUGGUAGCCCUUGGUGAAGAGCAGAAUAGAGUCCAGUUACUUGCCCUUCUGGUUCCCACUCUGAUCUCCUAUUUACUGAAUGAAAAUGCCUUUGCUUCUGCAUCUACAGCAUCUAAGGAUCUUCAUGAAUUUGCACUUCAGAAUCUAAUGCACAUUGGUCCACUUUACCCACAUGCUUUCAAGACAGUAAUGGGAGCUGCUCCUGAAUUAAAAACACGUCUAGAAACUGCAGUCCGAGCAAGUCAGGCCAGCAAAGCAAAAGCAGCUGCUAGGCAACCACCACCCACAGUACAUUCCACCCCAACAAUUAAACUGAAAACUAGCUUUUUUUGAAUUACUUUUAUUAGUUUUGGACCAUUAAGUAGUCAGAAGCAUUAAAUUAUCCCUGAUGUUACUGUGUAUCUGUCUGUAAUUUUGUGUAAUUUGUAUGUGAAAGGCUGUCUAAUAGAGCUUUGUGUAAUUACUUGAAAUCCACGCAUUAAAAGGGAAGUGGUGUAUUUGUAUAGAUUUUUAGGAAAUUGAAUGUGAUCAUAUUUAUGAAUUUGUGUUAUAAAUUAUCCACAAAAAAACCCAACCCUAUUAUCUGACUAGUUAUGUUUAUUUUUAAAAGCUACUCCAAACCUUUGAGUGUUUUGGUUUUGUUUUUUGGGGGGUUUUUUGGUUUGUUUUUUUUCCUUAGAUCUGGUGAUUGUUAUCCUACUGUUGUGCCAGCACACUAACACAGUGGGGACAGAGGGAACGGGGGAAACUGUUACAAAAUACCAUGCACCAUGGGAAAUUUCAAGUGUUGAAUAUGCACUUUUUCCUUCUAAAAAUGAAGUAGGGAAGGGGAUUGUCAGAAGUCGUAGAUCAUUUCAGCUUGCAUGAAAAAUAACAGCUGAAAAUUUUCAGGCUUUCUCAAGGUGAUCGACCAAGCAUGCUGUCUUAAUGAGUUGUCCUUAUUUGUGGUGUACAUUAUUUCAGAUUGAUUUCCAUGCUUGAAAUUAAUAAAGGAUGCAAAGAAUCUAA
This is a messenger RNA of Neopsephotus bourkii (Bourke's parrot), 7011 nucleotides long. RefSeq names its product HEAT repeat containing 5B (gene HEATR5B). The record is from RefSeq and is a predicted model, not a curated record. Lineage: Eukaryota; Metazoa; Chordata; Aves; Psittaciformes; Psittacidae. Gene Ontology annotation, biological process: endocytosis; intracellular protein localization; retrograde transport, endosome to Golgi. The transcript has 36 exons. Gene Ontology annotation, cellular component: Golgi apparatus; endocytic vesicle; membrane. The coding region runs from base 115 to 6336 and encodes 2073 amino acids.